AUGGCUCAGCGCACACGCUCCAUCUCAAAACCUAAUCAACUUCCGGGCGCAAUCUACCGAACUUCGCAGCAGCGCGUGACUACGCUACAGGAGCAGAUGUGCCUGCAGAACGAUCUGAAGACCUUCCGCGAGUUCACCAGGCUGAUGAAGCAAAAGAUGGACACUCAUCUUAGAAUUGGGAUGGGCUACAAAUGGCAGGAUCCGGGCCUUCUGGAGGAGGUGAGAGAGGAGGUGCUCGUGCAAUGCCCUGCCUUGGAAGAGAGAUAUGACGAUGCGUGGCCCAUCACUUCCUACCUGCGACUAUCUUUGAAUCAGCGCAAACCGCUGGACUCGUACCAGAAGCAUACGACCGGGCGGAAGUCCAGAGGCAAGCGCUCACAAACGAACCAUAACCUCAGUGCCGUGUCACGUCGAUUGUUUCUAGACAGUCGCACUGGAAAGAACCUCACCAGCGUCGGAACCGCCAACCUGAGCGUCGAAUCGAGCUCGAGGCGGUCCUUACGCCGCUCUACCAGGCUAACAAAGAGGGAUGAAACCAUUGUCGCGUCUUCUGAGGUGUACAUGGCACCCGAAGACGACGAGGAUGAGGAAGCGGAGGAAGCGGAGGAUGGAAGGAGCUCGGCGAACAUCGCUGAUCCUGAAGUCGCUCCCAGGGCUGAUCAUCUCGGAGACGGGCUCGUUUCCGGCCCCCCAUCGCUAGCUUCGCGGAAAUUUACGCCCCAGCCUUCGGACAUCGAGAACAUGUUGCUUUCGCGCGGCUUACCCCUAACGGACUCUCGCCGCAUCACCCACCUCCUCUCGUCGCUGGGAAUCGUCGACAAGGCGUACCUGCGGGUCUUCGCGCGCCUUGCCCCGUCUCGUGAGGCGUGGCUGUCCGAAAUGCGCCAGAAGGGACAGCUGAGCGAAGUCCAGGCGUGGGUCAUCGUCGAUGUGCUGGACACUGUGAUGCAUUUCGAGACCGACACGGAUACUUUCUCCGAGCUCAUGAACAUCAUACGACAAACGGCGGCCCGCCAUAUUGACCUCACGCUCCCGUACAGAGUGCAGGACCCGGGGACUCUGGAGGAGAUCAGACGCGAAGUGAUGGAGCAGUGCCCGACGCUGGAUGCUAUGUAUACCGACGCCUGGCCCAUCGACUCGUAUCUGCAACUGGCUUUGAAGAAACACACCUCCACGGCAGUGUCACGUCAGACCAGCUCGACAAGUGCUCCUCCUGCACGGCCUUCCGGAAGAUGCCAAGACUCACGUUAUGUCGGAAGAAACCGCGCCAUAGCCACAUACGACUCAGAGUGCGAGCUAGCAUCUACUACAGGGAUGCGGUCAAGUAGCCCCGCGCACAGAGGCUCUAUCGAAGUGGAAGCCAGCUCGAGGCGCUUUGUGCGUCGCUCCGGCAGGCUGAAGAAGCUAAGGGAUGCAGAAGUAAUCGAAAUCAGCGACAUGUCAGUGCCUGGUGGGGAUCCUGAAGUAGAGGAUGAGCUUCAUGAGAACAUAGAAAGUUCUGGUAGCGAAAAAAGAGGAGAAACUGAGUACGAGGACGAGGAUGUCAGCUCGGACGAGGAUCUGGGCUUUGAAGAGAACGCCUCAGUGGAUGAUGGUGGGGAAAUAAGUUCGCUCUCCUCCGACAGCAAUGCAUCAGAGGACGCACAAGUCCCGGUGCAAAUCCCGGUACGCGAUGCUGAAGACGAUACAUGCACUCCUGCGGUCUUAGACUCGUCUCCUCCCCGCUCCUUUCCCCAAGCACCUGCCGUUCCAGCACUGCUUUCCUCGGGCUCUCUACCAGACGUGGGAGCUACGCAGUUGCCUGCUGAAGGAACGAGCAAUGUCCUCACGGAGACUGGACAACGGCAGUCCUCUUUCGCUUCCGAGUCUCCUUCCGAGACCGCAGUCAACACAGACCCGGGCCCGUCUAUCGCCGUUCAAGACUCGACAGUCCAAGACAUACUCCGUGCCCGCGGGUUCCCUUACUCGGAUGGACAGCGUAUCGCCCUCCUGUUUGCAUCUCUGGGGAUCACCGACGAGACAUAUCUACGGAUGUUCGCUCGUCUACCUGCCCGCUACCGCGAGGUGUGGCUGUCGGAGAUGCGCGAGAAGGGCCUAUUGACCGACAUACAAUCGUGGGUGAUCUCGGAUAUGUUGAAUGCCCUUGCAGCGGACUGA
Messenger RNA from Trametes versicolor FP-101664 SS1, 2157 nucleotides. RefSeq lists its product as uncharacterized. The coding region runs from base 1 to 2157 and encodes 718 amino acids. NCBI's taxonomy places the organism in Eukaryota, Fungi, Basidiomycota, Agaricomycetes, Polyporales, Polyporaceae. The record is from RefSeq and is a predicted model, not a curated record. The transcript is spliced from 11 exons.